Messenger RNA from Prunus armeniaca (apricot), 489 nucleotides. NCBI's taxonomy places the organism in Eukaryota, Viridiplantae, Streptophyta, Magnoliopsida, Rosales, Rosaceae. The record is from the annotation of a GenBank genome assembly.
AUGCUUUUAAUCGCCACCGCAGAGAAAAAGGUCCUUGUGGAAAUUGUGAAGUUGUCCCAAAAGCGGGGAAUGAAGGGUAAUAAAGGAGACUGGAAGCAGUUCUUAAAUAUUUAUGAUAAGAAGUUUGGGGCUAGCUUGAGUGAUCCCGGAAAGAGGUCAAAUGAUGUAUUGACUGCGUAUUUGAAGACAUUUGAUAAAGAGGAUGACUUGAAGGUUUUGGCUAAAGUUGUCCAAUGCCAUUCAAAUCGCCAAGCAGUUGAUCAAUUGUUAAGACUUUUCCAGAAAAUGAAUCCCCAGAGCAGAGUCUUGUCCGUUCAACUCUUCGAACACCCACAAUAUCCAUUGGAUUACUCAUUUCCUUCACAUGAACGGGCAAAGCAGGACUGGGUAGUUUCAAACGCGGUAAAAAGUCCAGGCGACGACUUUCAAAUGGAAUGGUUGCUGUUGAUUGUGAGAUGGUUCUAUGUGAAGAUGGCUCUGAAGCUCUAG